This is a messenger RNA of Thlaspi arvense, 1662 nucleotides long. The record is from the annotation of a GenBank genome assembly. NCBI's taxonomy places the organism in Eukaryota, Viridiplantae, Streptophyta, Magnoliopsida, Brassicales, Brassicaceae.
AUGCCGGAGCCUGAUAACGACGGCGACCGGAGUUUGACGGAGCUCAUCUCCUCUCUCCUCGACCGUAUCCCCAAGCUUCUCAGCUUCAAGUGCAAAUGGUCUUCGAUUCGCGCCAAACUCGCCGAUCUCAAGACUCAGCUCGCCGAUUUCUCCGAUUUCGCCGGCUCUUCUUCAAACCAGCUAGCUAUGGAUCUUCUUAUCUCGGUUCGGGAGACGCUACACGACGCUGUCUCCGUCGCGGCGAGGUGUGAGGGAGCGAGUUUAUCUGAGGGAAAGCUCAAGACGCAGAGUGAGGUCGAUUCAGUCAUGGCGAGGCUUGAUCGCCAUGUGAAAGAUGCUGAGGUUCUGAUUAAGAGUGGUCUUCUUCAGGAUAACGGAAUCGUCUCGAGAUUUUCGAUUUCGUCUAAGAAGGAAGCUGUUCGAUUAGAAGCGAGGAAUCUGGUUAUCCGAUUGCAGAUCGGUGGGCCGGAAUCGAAGAAUUUCGCGAUUGAUUCGUUGCUUGAGCUUCUACAGGAAGACGAUAAGAACGUGAUGAUCUCAGUAGCUCAAGGAGUUGUUCCCGUUUUGGUUCGGCUGCUCGAUUCGUGUUCUUUGGGUAUGAAGGAGAAGACAGUAGCCGUAAUUUCUCGAAUCUCGACGGUGGAGAGUAGUAAACAUGUGUUGAUAGCUGAAGGAUUGUCUCUACUGAACCAUCUCCUUCGCGUACUUGAAUCAGGAAGUGGAUUCGCUAAGGAGAAAGCUUGUAUUGCUCUGCAAGCUUUAAGUUUCUCCAAGGAGAACGCGAGAGCAAUCGGUUGCAGAGGAGGAAUCUCUUCUCUGCUUGAAAUCUGCCAAGCCGGAACACCUGGCUCUCAAGCUUUCGCCGCCGGCGUAUUGAGGAACUUGGCUUCGUUUGCAGAGACGAAAGAAAAUUUCGUAGAGGAGAACGCGGUUUUCGUUCUUAUCUCUCUCGGUUCUUCAGGUACGCCUCUUGCACAAGAGAAUGCAAUAGGAUGUUUGGCAAAUUUAACAUCUGGAGAUGAGGAUAUGAUGAUAUUGAUUGUUAGAGAAGGAGGAAUCAAGUGCUUAAAGAGUUUCUGGGAUUCUGUUUCCAAUGCUAAGAGUCUCGAGGUAGGAGUUGUUCUUCUGAAGAAUCUUUCUUCGUGCCCUAUUGUAAGAGAGGUUGUAAUCUCCGAAGGAUUCAUCCCUCGUUUGGUUCAAGUGUUGAGCUGUGGGGUUCUUGGUGUGAGAAUCGCAGCUGCAGAAGCUGUUUCUUCGCUCGGUUUCAGCUCGAAAAGCAGGAAAGAGAUAGGAGAAAGCGGAUGCAUUGGUCCAUUGAUUGAUAUGUUAGAUGGUAAAGCCAUUGAAGAGAAAGAAGCAGCUUCUAAAGCUUUAUCGACGCUUUUGGUUUGCACUAGCAACAGAAAGAUUUUCAAGAAGAGUGAGAAGGGUGUACUUUGUCUUGUUCAGCUCUUGGACCCGAAGAUCAAGAAACUUGAUCAGAGAUACACAGUCUCUGCUUUGGAACUUCUUGUAACUUCUAAGAAAUGCAGGAAACAAGUCGUUGCUGCUGGUGCUUGCUUGCAUUUACAAAAGCUUGUGGAGAUUGAUGUUGAAGGAGCUAAGAAAUUGGCUGAUAAUCUCGCUCGGAGUAAGAUUUGGGGCGUCUUUGCAAGGCCAUAA